GUCCAGGACAGUCGAUUCUGUCUUCACCCUGUAGCGCAAUUGUCACUCUCGAAUUGGCCGAUCGAUUGUCUUUUCUACCGGCAUUGGAGGGUGUACAAGGAACCAACUCGAACGAGGUGGACAAAAAGAAUAGUGCUGCUGUACUACCCAAUAAUACAACUGCUCCACAGCAAAAAGGACAAGAGAAGCUAGCAUCUUCUCAACGUGAACCACCAGCCCUUUUUAAGACUGCGUCUGGAACAAGUGCAACGAUAAAAACGACCAGUGGUAGUACCAUCUGCUUUCGUCAAAAUACUUAUACUAGAGGACAUGUGACCUCUUCUAAUGGGACCUUCAAACAUAACAAAGAACAAGAACUUGUAGUCCAAAGAGAGACGACUGGAACUACAAGAACAAUUUCCUCCAAUGUUGAACAAAAGGAGCUGCUCGAGGUUGUAGCAGUAGAGCCUAUCACCUCAUCUGGUGGAAAUAAUAGUAGUUGUACCUUAACAUCAAUAGAUGAAGUCACAACUAGUAAACUAAAUACCACUUCUUCUGCGAAAGGUACUACUGCAACUACUACUAGUGACCUCCAAGUAGUAAACAGCGGACCACAAGGAAACAACGGACCACGACAAGGAUCACCAGGUCUGAAUCACGUAUAUCAAAUUGACGAAACGAUAGGAGAAGAUGACGAGGGUUGCGACGCUUUCCCCUCUUCCGAAGAGGAGCCUCCAGCACCAAACAAGGAUGUUGACCAAGCACAAGCAGGGAAAGCAGCUACAUUAAGCGACCUUCUAAAUGCAACUUCUAGUACCAGGCGUCACAAAACCCAGAGUUUUAGCUAUCAUCCCAGCAAGCGCUCCUCUAGCAUUAAUUUCGGACCUGCAGACACUUCUUUAGCAAUGGGCACCACCAACACCAAUACGAAUACGUUGUUAGGGAGCAGUGCGCCAUCACGUCAACAUGGCGUACGUUCGCGUGCAUCUUUUUCGUGUUCCACCGGUAAUGUGUUGAGGAAGCCCCUUGUUGGAAGUCCUCACUUCAACGUUGACGAGAACGUGAACUUCAACACAACUUCAACUCCUGGUCGACAACUCUUCAAGCCGCGUCAGAAGUCUCGCACCUACUCCGCUCUGCUAUUAACAGGAGCUGCGCGCAAGGCUGUAGACUGUACCGGAAGUACGAUGCAGCCAGAGCGAAUGUGCGAAGUAUGCCUCGCCAGGGAAACUACUUCUCCGCAAUCAGAAAACAACGCGAGUUGUGCUACUAAUGGUCGUAACGGUAACUUAACAAAGCAGGAAACAAAAGGAGCAAAUCUAACUGAAAAUCAUGCGAAUGCUAAAACAAACCCAAGAACUAGUAGUUGUACUCAUAUUACACCGAAACGAAUGCGCACCUUCACGACUACAACUUUCACUCUCGAAGGUGACUCGUUGCAGAUUGAGGCACAAGAGCAGAUCACCACCGCUGACUCUGGACAGUCAGACUUUCCUCCCGUGCUGUCGAACGACGAUAUGAAAUCCUAUUCUUCUGACCUAAAAGCAUCUUCAGAAGUGCUAGAACAACUGCACCAUCAACAUUAUAGCAACUCUAGUAACUUUCUCACGUGCGAUGACUGUGGUUGUUGUCGUUGCGAACGCUGUGCAGGACGUAGUUGGGUCUCUGGCACUUGCGACAGUUGCAACCAAACUCUGUGCGUUCUCUGUGCUACUAAAAAGGGGAUUUCGCACUGUUACGCCUGCGGAC
Messenger RNA from Amoebophrya sp. A25, 1728 nucleotides. The record is from the annotation of a GenBank genome assembly. NCBI's taxonomy places the organism in Eukaryota, Dinophyceae, Syndiniales, Amoebophryaceae.